UUCGACGAAGAAGAGAAUGAAAAUGUUCUGCUCUUGGAGACCUUGAUCAGGCAGCAUCCUUCAUCUUCAGGCGUGUGUAUAAGCCACAAACUCGUUUAUUGGUCGAGUGACCGGUGCUGUUUGUGAGGAUGGACAGCGUGGACGGUGAGAACGAGGAAUGUCUGGUAAAACGCAACGCUCAUGAACUGGCGACGAGGAAAAGAGCCAUCGAGGCUCAACUUGAGGUGGACCGUCAAAACUUGCAGGCUCUGAAAGAGUCUCUGGGCAAGAGCAAUGCUCUCUCCGAGAACAUGAUGACGUGUCUUAACUCGUUUGAGAAUCGGCUGGGUCGCUUGCAAACAGCUGUUUUGCCUAUCUACGAGAACACAGUCACACUCUCAUCAAGAAACAAGAGAAUGUGCAAGGCGUUCUCAACAUCAUGGCUAGCAUUGUCAGUUUCUAUGACACCGGUGACACCGCCAAGGCUAUCAGAUCUGGAGUACAUCAGUUUGGUGACUUGGAAGGGUACAUGUCACAAGUUGAACAGAUGCUGGCUGCCAGGGAUUUCUUCAAGGCGGAGAAACCCGAUAGUCUCGAGCAUCAUAAUGCUGCGGACAUAGCAGGAGUUGGCGUGGAGAAGCUCACCGAGCUGUUCAAGAACCGCUGUCGUACUGUCAGCCAGCCAUACACGGAGGAAGAGAUGGCAAUGCUACGCGACACUUCACUACCCGAGACCAGAAUAGAUGAGAGAGCGGCGUCCCAGUUCCCGGAGGAUCUCCGUAGCUUGUUCACACGCAUCAGCGUAUGGCUGCUUGAUGUUGCUGGCGAUGAAAAUGGCAGUAUUGGUUAUGGCAAGAUACGUGGUAACAUUGUGGACAAGUCUCUGGCUUGCUAUCGCGCCCGUACAUCCUCAGCACCAGCCACAGCGGCACUGAAUGCUAAAGUCGCAAAGCUGAAGAGAAACGAGGAUAAGCGAAAGUCGUCUAAGAAAAGCUUCUUGAAAGUCUCACCAGGUGCAGCUAAGGAUCCCACCCGACAACUAGCCAAGUCGAGUACAACCGAAGAGGACACAGUAUCUCUCGACGGUCUGUCCGUUCCCAACUUGACUACACAAGAGUCCACGCGGAGACGCACUAUGUCCGUACUGCAUAUCGUACAGAAUAUGGACGACGUUGUGGCUUUCUACUGUCUCUUCUGCCAAACUUACGUUCAAGUGCUUCGGGUGGAGAAGAUGUUGAUUCGUGACUUGAUACCGGAGGCGCACCAGAAGAUUGCGUUUGAAAAGUUGCUCAUGUCCUCACUGGAUAUUAUUGUCAGUGAUGGAGAGAUGAUCACUAAUCAGGUGAGAUCGGAUUUGGCCGAGAACAACUUCAUCUCGCUGAUUCCGACAUUCCGCUGCUCUAAGCUCUUCUUUGACAUGAGUCCCCAGUUUGUAUCGCUGUUCAAGGGCCUAAAGAGUGAUCCUGCGACGCGCAUUGUCAACCUGAGGAAUUCCUUUCAGUCAACGCUGUACGAAGGAUUGGGUCAGCUGAUGGAACAUGUUAGCUCUAUCAACACGGAGAAGCAGAGCUCAGUCACUGCUAACCUGCCCAGUGAUGGUACUGUACACGAGUCUACCAGCAGUACGAUUCAAAUCCUUCUCCAAAUGGCUGAGUAUGAAGACCUUCUGGGCCGUGUCUUGGUCAAGUUUGAGCCUAAUCAGCAUAUGAACACAUCAUCUCCCAUAAAGUCCGCUUGCAGUGACUACUUCAAGCGUAUCUUGCGUGGUCUCAAUUUGAGUGUGGAACAGAAGGCACGCUGCUAUGAACAAGAGUCUCUUCGCGCUAUCUUCAAACUCAAUAACUACGCGUACAUGAGGAAACACUCCGCUCCGGCAACAAGUAUUUUCAAGAUAGUGACUGAGGUGUGGCCGGAAGUUCAGGAAGAGUACAGCAAUGUUAUCACACAGCAACUCAGCUGUUACAGGCAUGGGUUGAACAAGCUGAUAGCCCUAUUGAGUGACCUUUCACUGGUAGAGAAGCCUCAGUCUGACGCAUCCAAAAGUGCAAAGGCGGCCAUCAAGGACAAGUUCAAGGCUAUCAACACCGAGCUGGAAGACUUGCAACGUUCACAGCAACACUAUGCAGUACCGGAUGAGACGCUGAAAGCACAGAUCAUUGACUCUAACAUCUCCAUGGUCUUACCAAAGUAUGAAACCUUCAUUGACAGUCAUUCUGUUGUGAACACAUUCAAGACGCCGGAGAAGUAUCUCAAAUACAGCUCUAGCGAAUGCGAGCGUUUGCUGCGCUCCUUCUUCGACCAGUCUGCAUAACAUGCCCACAUGUCUGUUCCAGCCUGCGUAACAUGCCCAUACGUCUGUUCCAGUCUGCGUAACAUACCCACACGUCUGUUCCGGUCUGUGUAGCCUACCCACAUGUCUGUUCCAGCCUGCGUAACAUACCCACACUACCCACACGUCUGUUCGAAUAGCUAGUCUGCCUUGCACACAGACCUGCCUCUAACCAGUACAGUACGCUCUGACUGAUUUGGGUGCUCGGUUCGGGUAUACGGACGUAUGCCAAUGUGCAUUAUAUACACCUUGCCCUGUUGCUGUGUUGCUGUCAGCCUGCACAUUACCUCACCGCUGCUAAACUCUCCUGUGUGCCAUCCUUCAAGCAACGGUUAGGCUCGACAACACCACGCAUGCUCACGUUUGUACAUACGCCCACGCUGUCCCGCUCUAUUUAUUUCAGAUUUAAAUUCUAUUUAUUCGUGCUGCUCAACCAAUAUUCUACCCGUAUCCACAUUGCUGCACUUCAAUGAUAGUGUGUUCUUGUGACUUUUGUAUUUCAAUGAUAACUGUCCUGGCUGCCGACUGACUGUGUUAUUCCGACUAUUUUAUUCUUCCCAGUAUUGAAUCUUAUCCACGAUGAA
This is a messenger RNA of Sycon ciliatum, 2892 nucleotides long. RefSeq names its product exocyst complex component 7-like. Lineage: Eukaryota; Metazoa; Porifera; Calcarea; Leucosolenida; Sycettidae. The transcript is spliced from 28 exons. Gene Ontology annotation, molecular function: phosphatidylinositol-4,5-bisphosphate binding. Gene Ontology annotation, biological process: exocytosis. The coding region runs from base 419 to 2290 and encodes 623 amino acids. The record is from RefSeq and is a predicted model, not a curated record. Gene Ontology annotation, cellular component: exocyst.